Gallus gallus (chicken) is the source of this 1463-nucleotide messenger RNA. Its product is annotated as mucin-5AC-like. The transcript has 2 exons. The record is from RefSeq and is a predicted model, not a curated record. The coding region runs from base 159 to 1463 and encodes 434 amino acids. NCBI's taxonomy places the organism in Eukaryota, Metazoa, Chordata, Aves, Galliformes, Phasianidae.
CUGCUCUUCCGACUACAAGCACUCCUGCAGAGACAACAACAGUGCCAGGCACUUCAAUCCCAACUGCUGCAUCUUCCACUCUUCUGACUACAAGCACUCUUGCACAGACAACAUCAUUUCCAGCCACUUCAACCCCAACUCCCUCAUCUUCUACUCUUAUGACUACAAGCACUCGUGCAGAGACAAAAACAUCAUUGCAACUUAAUUCAAGCCCAACUCCUGCAUCUUCUGCACUUUCGACUACAAGCACUCCUGCACUGACAACAGCAUUGCGAAGCACCUCCCAAAUUAUGUCCCCCUCUUCUCCUGCAACAAGCCCAUCUCCUACAGCAACCUCAGCAGGUACAGUAACCACCGCUCAGGAGACCACUUCUCCAGCUGGAACAACAAAUGCUCUGACAUCUACCAUAAGAACAACCUCCACACAAACACUCUCCAGCAGUUCACCUCCCUACACCACUGCUGCUCCCUCCUACACGGCUAUACCAACAUCUACCCCUGCUACCCCAACAACAUCUGCUCCUCAAACUACAAUUGCCAGCUCUUCCACGCCAACAGAAAGUACAGCACUUUUGACAACAACAGUCCCCUCAACUACGCAGGACAUCUCCAGCCAGACUGCUCAAACAUCCAACGCUGCUACAUCCAGCACCACUAACUCAGCCACUUCUGCUCGGCUAACAAGAACUCAUGCAGAAACCACAUCUUCCACCACCACCUUCACAUCACAUUCGAGACCAUCUGCAUCUCAGACAAGCACACCAGGCACUACCAUAUCACCUCUGCCUGCAACCACAGCUCAGCAGACCACUGCUCCAGCUGGGACGACACCUCCAACAACAGCAAGUACGACUCUCUUCUCAACAAGGGAAACAUCAAGCAAAGAAGAAGAAACAAGCACUGUAGUCACUUCAAGCCAAACUCCUGCAUCUUCUGUUCUUCCGAGUACAAGUACUCCUGCGCAGACAACAUCAAUGCCAAGCACUUCAAGCCCAACUCCUGCAUCUUCUACUCUUAUGACUACAAGCACUCUUGCACAGACAACAUCAUUACCAGGCACUUCAGUCCCAACUCCUGCAUCUUCUGCUCCUCGGACUACAACCACUCCUGCACAGACAACAUCAGUGCCAGGCAAUUCAAGCCCAAUUCCUCCAUAUUCUACUCUUCUGACUACAAGCACUCUUGCACAGACAACAUCAUUACCAGACAAAAUCACAGCCAGGCACUUCAAGCCCAACUUCUGCACUGCUAACAAGCACUCAUGCAGAAAGCAAACCUUCCAUCACCACCUUCACAUCACGUGCACGAACUUCUGCAUCUUGGACAACCACACCAGGCACUACCACUUCAGCUUUGACUGCAACAACUGCUCGAGAGACCACUACUCCAGCUGGGACGACACAUCCACACAACUCCAACAUAGAAACAACAUCUACGUCCACCAUCAAAGGUACAUAAAUUGA